Messenger RNA from Tribolium madens (black flour beetle), 1612 nucleotides. Its product is annotated as cytochrome P450 4c3-like. The transcript is spliced from 8 exons. The coding region runs from base 32 to 1519 and encodes 495 amino acids. The record is from RefSeq and is a predicted model, not a curated record. Gene Ontology annotation, molecular function: oxidoreductase activity, acting on paired donors, with incorporation or reduction of molecular oxygen; heme binding; iron ion binding. Lineage: Eukaryota; Metazoa; Arthropoda; Insecta; Coleoptera; Tenebrionidae.
AGUAAUCUUUGAACUGUAAUGUGUUGCAACAAUGGUUCUCGUAGCAGAAUAUUUAAUUGCUCUUGCUUUAAUUAUAUUUCCUCUUUAUUACUAUUUUACUAAAUUUUCUGCAUUGGAGAAAUUCUACCACCAGUUUCCAAGCCCUCCAAAAACGCCCUUUUUCGGAAACGCUUUGGAAUUAAAAACAACAAGAGAUCUUUUUCAGAGCUUUCAUAAAUAUGCAAAAACAUACGGAACGAUGGUUCACCUAAAAAUUGGCCCUUUUCAACACAUGUUACUCUGUUCCAACCCAAAAUUUCUUGAAUUCUUACUGACAAGUAACACUUUAUUAAAAAAAUCACCGAAUUUGAGGCAUUUGCAACCGUGGAUUGGCACUGGAGUGGCAACUGCCUACGGGCCAAAAUGGAAGUUGCAUCGAAAACUCGUAACACCAGCUUUCCAUUACAGUAUUUUGGGCGAGUUUGUGAAAACUUUUGAAUCAAGUGGAAACAUUCUAAUCGGGAAAUUAUCGAAAAUAAUGGUGAAAAAAGAUGAUUUUGAUCUUUAUCCACAUAUUACCAGAUGCACUUUUGAUAUAAUUUGUGAGACUGCCAUGGGGACCAAAGCCAAUGUUCAAAUCACCGAAACCUCGGAUUAUUUUGAAAGUAUCAAAGAAAUGUGCCGGAUUUUCAUGUCCCGCACCAUGGCGGUUUUUCACCGUUACGAUUUUAUUUUUCGAUUUUCGAGAGACUUUUAUCUACAAAAGAAAGCUCUCGAGACUAUUCACAACUACUCGAGGCAAGUCAUUGCGUCAAAACGCGAAAAUGGGACAGAAAACGACGACUUGGGUCGAAAGAAAAAAAUCGUUUUUUUGGACUUGAUUUUGAAUAAGGUUGUUGAUGGUCACACCUUCACCCCGGAAGCGAUCAGAGGAGAAGUAGACACUUUUAUGUUUGCUGGCCACGACACCACAGCUACUGCAAUAAGUUUUAUUCUUUUUUGCAUCGCCAAUCACAACGAAGUUCAAGAUCAAAUUAUUGAGGAACAGAAACGUCUUUUUGGCCAAGAACAAAACCCAAAUGUUACUUUUACCAAUUUACAAGAAAUGGAAUUUUUAGAGUGUGUUAUUAAAGAAGGGUUGCGUUUGUACACUCCUGUGCCACUUUAUGGAAGGCAAAUUGAUCAAAAUGUGGAAUUUGAUGGCUUGUUCAUUCCGAAAGGAGUAAAUGUCGUUAUUUUCACACACGGGAUUCACAUGAAUCCCGAUUUUUAUCCCAAUCCUGAAAAAUUUGAUCCGAGUAGAUUUGAAAAAGGGGGAGAUAAACACCCUUUUCAAUUUAUGCCGUUUAGUGCUGGUCCAAGAAUUUGCGUUGGAAAAAAGUUUGCCAUGUUGGAGAUAAAAAGCAUAGUUUCGAAAAUUGUGCGAAAUUUUGAGCUUUUUCCUGCUUCUUCCAAUUGUGAACUAGAUCUAGCAGCGGAGACUGUUCUAAAAUCAAUAAAUGGUAUUCGAGUUGGGAUAAAAAUGAGAGAAAUCUACUAAAUGAAAUAUUUUAUUGUUUCUUUGCUUUAAAUUACAGAAUAAAUUACAUGCUGCCUAAGAACAAAAAAUUGCACAGUUGGGUCAGAAAUUUGA